AUGUCAUACUGGCCUGGUUUGCUCAUUACCCGCGCGCAGGCAAUCAUAGCCCACGAUGCACCAUUAUGGAUCACCUUUUCAUGUUGGGCAUCAAUGCUCCGACUAUGUGCACAUGCAGCCGUCACCUUCCGAGAUUGUCCUGAUGCCUCGUCCACUCUUCGGAGCCUCGCAGCACAUUUCGUCUCUCCGCCAGUAAGAAUGCGACGAAGCUCAAAAAAUGAUGCAAGACAAGAACCCACGCGCAAUUAG
Messenger RNA from Pochonia chlamydosporia 170, 249 nucleotides. RefSeq lists its product as hypothetical. Lineage: Eukaryota; Fungi; Ascomycota; Sordariomycetes; Hypocreales; Clavicipitaceae. The record is from RefSeq and is a predicted model, not a curated record. The coding region runs from base 1 to 249 and encodes 82 amino acids. The transcript has a single exon.